UCGUGGAUGCAUCCAACAUGACAUUUGUGUUUACCAACAGUAACAUAAUAUUGCACACCUUCAGUCGGAACGAGGGGGCGGCCAAGCAUAACAACACGUAUGGGGUCGGAUUGACUAUGUGGCCUUUACUAGCUUUAGCGGUGCUUUCGAUCUUUCGUAGUACAUUUUCGCAGACAACACAGAACAUUAACGUUUUGUUGAUCAAUGAAGAAAACAAUGCGUUGGCAGAGAAAGCGUUUGAAGUGGCGAAGGAGUAUGUACGGCGAAACCCGAGUUUAGGUCUUGCUGUGGACCCGAUUAUAGUGGUGGGCAACCGCACCGAUGCUAAAGCCUUCUUAGAAAAUGUUUGCAGAAAGUACAACGACAUGUUGUCAGUGAAGAAAACGCCUCACGUCGUCCUAGAUUUUACUAUGACAGGCGUCGGGUCUGAAACUAUAAAAUCGUUUACAGCAGCAUUGGCAUUGCCUACUAUUUCUGGAUCAUUCGGUCAGGCCGGCGACCUCAGGCAAUGGCGGUCGCUGAAUGCCAAUCAGACCAAGUUCCUACUCCAGGUGAUGCCUCCAGCCGACAUCCUGCCAGAAGCUAUAAGAGCUAUAGUUACUAAGCAGGAUAUUACCAAUGCUGCUAUCAUUUUCGACGAAUACUUUGUAAUGGAUCAUAAAUACAAGUCUCUCCUCCAAAACAUUCCGACUCGCCACGUCAUAACGCCGGUAAAAAGCUUCAAUAAAGAUGAUAUCAAAACUCAAUUACGCAGUCUGCGGGAAUUAGACAUUGUUACCUUCUUCGUAGUUGGCAGUUUGAGAACUAUCAAGAACGUUCUAGAUGCAGCCGAUGAAAAUCAGUAUUUUGGAAGGAAGACAGCUUGGUUCGCUCUAUCUUUAGAUAAAGGGGACAUUAGCUGUGGCUGCAAAGACGCAACGAUAGUGUACAUGAGACCAACUCCCGAUGCAAAAAGCCGCGAUCGUUUGGGAAAGAUCAAAACUACUUACAGCAUGAACGGAGAACCAGAGAUCACAUCCGCUUUCUAUUUCGACCUGUCGCUACGCACAUUUCUCGCAGUCAAAUCUCUACUGGACUCUGGCAAGUGGCCAAAUGACAUGAGAUAUAUUACUUGCGACGACUACGACGGCAAGAAUACUCCUAACAGGACCUUGGACCUCAAGUCUGCCUUUAAAGAGGUCAAAGAAACGCCGACCUACGCCCCGUUUUUCAUACCCGAAGACGACCCUAUGAGCGGGAGGAGUUAUAUGGAGUUCAGUACGGAUCUAUCCGCAGUGACGGUGAAGGAUGGGGCAUCUAUUGGCAGCAAGAGCUUGGGCUCUUGGAAGGCGGGUCUGUCGAAUCCACUGUCGCUGACUGACCCUGACAAUAUGAGCGACUAUUCAGCCCAACUCGUGUACAGGGUGGUGACAGUAGAGCAAGAACCUUUCAUAAUAAGAGACGACGAAGCACCGAAAGGCUUUAAAGGCUAUUGCAUUGACCUCAUCGAAGAGAUCCGUCAAAUCGUUAAGUUUGAUUACGAAAUCACGCUGUCACCAGACGGCAACUUUGGUACCAUGGACGAAAACGGCAACUGGAACGGAAUUAUAAAGGAACUGAUCGAAAAACGAGCGGAUAUAGGUCUGACAUCUCUUUCAGUGAUGGCAGAAAGAGAAAAUGUUGUAGACUUCACGGUACCGUACUACGAUUUGGUAGGAAUCACAAUUCUAAUGAAGUUGCCUAGACCUCCAACGUCGCUGUUCAAGUUUCUAACUGUUCUGGAGAACGACGUGUGGGCUUCCAUUCUGGCAGCGUACUUCUUUACCAGUUUCCUAAUGUGGGUGUUCGACAAGUGGAGUCCGUACAGCUACCAGAACAACCGCGAGAAGUAUAAAGAUGACGAGGAGAAGAGGGAGUUCACUCUGAAGGAGUGCCUGUGGUUCUGCAUGACGUCACUAACGCCGCAGGGAGGGGGGGAGGCGCCGAAAAACCUGUCUGGCAGGCUGGUCGCUGCUACCUGGUGGUUGUUUGGCUUCAUCAUAAUAGCCUCCUACACGGCAAACCUGGCAGCGUUCCUGACAGUCUCCCGCCUGGACACCCCCAUAGAGUCACUGGACGAUCUGUCCAAACAAUACAAGAUACAAUACGCACCCCUCAACGGCUCCGCGGCGAUGACAUACUUCGAGCGAAUGGCUAACAUUGAAGUCAAGUUUUAUGAGAUAUGGAAAGAAAUGAGCUUGAACGACAGCUUAUCAGACGUGGAACGCGCUAAGCUGGCCGUAUGGGACUACCCAGUGAGCGACAAAUACAGCAAGAUGUGGCAGGCGAUGAAGGAGGCUGGCUUGCCCAACUCCAUUGAAGAGGCCGUGCAGAGGGUGCGAGACUCUAAGAGUACCAGUGAGGGGUUCGCUUGGCUUGGAGAUGCAACUGAUGUGAGAUACCACGUUUUGACGAGUUGUGACCUUCAGAUGGUAGGGGACGAGUUCUCCAGGAAGCCAUACGCCAUCGCUGUCCAGCAGGGGUCGCCGUUGAAGGACCAGUUUAACAAUGCUAUCCUCCAACUCCUGAACAAAAGGAAACUAGAGAAGCUCAAGGAAAACUGGUGGGUGAACAACCCUAAGGCGAUGAAGUGCGAGAAGCAAGACGACCAGUCUGACGGGAUCUCCAUCCAGAACAUCGGUGGCGUGUUUAUUGUCAUCUUCAUCGGUAUUGGCCUCGCCUGUGUUACGCUGAGUCUGGAGUACUACUGGUAUAAGUGGCGCAAGAGACCUACUAUUGGGGAUGUCACGCAGGUGGAACCGACAAAGACCACAAGAAAUAACGUGGAGAGUCACGGCACCAAGAAAUUUGGCGAAGGAUUCUCAUUUCGAUCUAGAAACCUAGGCUUAUCCGACUUGAAACCUAAGUUCUGAACCUAAGACCUUAAUAUUAUAGAUACCUAUAACC
This is a messenger RNA of Pectinophora gossypiella (pink bollworm), 2925 nucleotides long. RefSeq names its product ionotropic receptor 25a (gene Ir25a). Bases 18 to 2891 code for a protein of 957 amino acids. Gene Ontology annotation, biological process: synaptic transmission, glutamatergic; monoatomic ion transport; modulation of chemical synaptic transmission. Gene Ontology annotation, cellular component: postsynaptic membrane; plasma membrane. NCBI's taxonomy places the organism in Eukaryota, Metazoa, Arthropoda, Insecta, Lepidoptera, Gelechiidae. Gene Ontology annotation, molecular function: transmitter-gated monoatomic ion channel activity involved in regulation of postsynaptic membrane potential; glutamate-gated receptor activity. The transcript has 14 exons. The record is from RefSeq and is a predicted model, not a curated record.